AUGUUUAUUGCUGCGCUUGCCGUCCUUGUGUGCACCAUCUACGCUCAAUACCCUCCACCACCUCCUUAUCCCCCAAAACCAAGCCCGCCAUACGAUGGAAACUCAGCAGCGUCAAUGUCAGCUAGUAGUUUUUCGUCAAGCUACUACCCUAAACCACCGUAUGGACCUACUUAUUACCCUGAAUAUUCGCCUGUCCAUGAUUAUGUAGAAGAGUACUGCGACUAUUGCCCUCGAGUCAAGUUGUCAUGCAAGAAUUCGGAGGGAUGUUUCAAGCCUAAAGUCAAUUAUCUAAAGCAUCGUUGCAAGGCCAUUGUUACAUGCGAUUCGUUGGAUCAUGAUGAGGAUGUCGUAAAGUUGGUGACCAAUAAAGAAAACGUUCUCAGUGAAGGUCUGGGAAUCAGCAAAUUGAUCCAAUGCAGGCAUGGAAGGUGGACUGCUAAGGAUAUCCAUGAUGAUCUUGUCAGAUUCAGAGGUCUUAGCUGCCUCACGGCUUUUGUGACGGAGUAA
Molecule: messenger RNA, 507 nt
Organism: Angiostrongylus costaricensis
Lineage: Eukaryota; Metazoa; Nematoda; Chromadorea; Rhabditida; Metastrongylidae
Source: the annotation of a GenBank genome assembly